AUGAGAAUUCUCAAUAGUCUCGUGUUGCUUUUCUGUUCGGUGAGCCCAAUUCUCGGAGCCACGUGCAAUUGCUCUUCGAAAUGCGUGAGGCGCUCGUCGAUGGCGUUGAAGGGACGCAUUCAGCAGGAGAACUCGGAGAAUCCGGCCAUCGAGCCCAAGUUGGCACUCGUCGCGGUCGUGUACGUCGAGGGAAUCGAGUACGAGGAGGGCAGAUACGACGUGUUGAAGGUAACUUGCGAAGCGGAGAGUAUCCGAAUUGAAACGUGUUGGCAAAAGUUGCAAAAUUGAGUGUGUCACCUGAUUUUAUAGGAAUUUUAAAGUAGUCUGCGUGUAUCAUCCUCAUUCUUUCCAAACUUUUUGAAGAGAGUUACCGUAAAUACUGUACUAGAAGGGUUCCCUUUCACUUUCCAAUGUACACUCCAUUUCAACAAAACGAUUUUAUCUACAGAACGAGUCCUCGCUGUCGAUAGACUGGCUCCCAAUGUCCCACGACGUCGUCGAAUCAUCGCGAAGACCGCCGACCCUCAAAAAUGUGCAUUGGGUGGAUGUUGGCCAGGAGACGAGUGCAAUAGUCAUUGAACUGCUCUUCGAUCUGCUCAAUAUGAAGUUGAGAUCCACUUAUGAGAUUCGGGUGAGUCAGCUUUAGAGAACUGUGUCUAGAAGUAGCUAUUACUUUGUCACCAAUUUCUACAUACAUAUUUUUUUAAGGUAAGUUCAAUAUACGACGCCAAGUGUGAUCGGAUGCUCGAUUUGACGAGUCAUGCAGCGUUGAAUGUCACUUUUGCAUGUGAACGGAUUAUUGGAACCGAUUGUAGAGAUGCCAUCAAAAGUAUGCACAUUUUUUGAAUCUUGUGGUUCUCUACUAGUCAGAAUCAAGAAAUCUUGACUUUAGACGCCUAUAUCUUGAGAUAGAAUAGUUAUUUUACAAAAUGAUCAACUGCAAAGUUGUUGCAAAUUUUGUGCCCAACAACUUUGUAAUAGAUCAUUUCAUUCCACAAUCUGUUAUUCUUGAGUUAUAACCCAGUUUCUAAACAUUACACGUUCAAAAAUUCAGUCGAUCAUCAUCCGGUGUGCAAUCUGAUGCGAAACUAUCAUACUCGAGUGGUGGAGCACGAGAAUCACGUGGAUCAGGUGGACGUGUUGAUAUCGAUCGAAAAAAAUGAUCAUCGCCUGAAAAAGAUGCGCUAUUUUGUGGCGUACCACGGUGAAUGCGAGGGCGGAAUGGUCACGAAGAACGGAGAGUGUGUCGUCGACCUGCAGACAUCGACAAUAUCUCGAUUUUGUGUUCCGAACCGCGCAAAUUGUACUAAAUAUGUAUGCUAAAAAAACAAAAUGUAAAAACCGUUAUUUGCCACGUUUAGAAUCGAAAAUUCUCGGUCACAAUUGACGAUUACAACGUGGCAACACGGUACGGAGUUCAAAUUUGUGGAGUUUUGGAUCAUCGCUUCGAGAGCCCGCCAAUAGUCGGCGGGAUCAGCAAAAUCGCCGCCGACGCUCUGACCGGUACGUAAAUUGUCGUCGAAUCCGAUGUACCCACGCAUAAAAACGAUUACAGUAUCGCGAACAUCCGCCUCUCUGUCAGUGGCUCCGGCCGCCGAUUCGCUCCUUCGAACUUUGAUCGGCUACGCUUUCGUUUUAGCGUUUUUACUGAUAAUUUUGAUAAUUUUCGUCAGCUACAAAUGCGCGACAGGACGAUGGUGUAAAGGUGCCGGCGCGCAGAGGUAUGCCAAAAAAAUGCGUCAGCUACAAUAUUCAAAAAUCUUAAAGUGAUCAAUUUUUGAUGGAUGAAAGCAGUUUGACACUAUUUGAAGACCGUGUAAUCGGAAAAGGACGGUUUGGAACUGUUUAUAUCGGUAACUUUAGAAAAUAUUGAUAUUAUCGAUCCAAAUAAAUUGUUUUAGGCCAACUAUCUCCGGAUUGGCAUGGAACUGCGGUGCUAGAUGAUCAGCAGAGGGUCGCUGUUAAGGUAAAAAACACAAAUAAACUUGGCAAAAGAGUUUUGCCACCUAGUGGCUUUGAACCCGGGCCUUGAGAUUGCCACCCACUUUAGCACCUGACUAUACAGGCCUCUGGGCUAGUUUUCAGUGCUGAUUUCGAAUUUUCCACUCAAAAAUUGUAAAAUCUUCCAGACUAAUCGAUAUUUGGACAAAACUCGCAAACGAGACUUUUUCGAUGAAAUCGAAGGAGCCAAGGAGGUGGGAAGACACUCGCGCAUUUUGAGUUUUAUCGGAACGGUCGUCAAAAACGGAAAUGUACUUCAUGUCAUGGAAUAUUGUGCAAACGGAAACCUUCUGGAUUAUCUGAUUAUGAAGAGGAAGUACAUGGUCGAGGUAUACAAUUUUAUUUGAAAAAAAAACAAAAAAAAACUGUUCUCAAUUAGUUGACCACCAUUUUCAGCUCCAAGAAAAAGGGAUCGAUCUGAACGAAUCGCUGCCGAGCCUAAACGAAAUCGACUUCGACGACGUCAUUUCGCUCCACGACCUCUACCGUAUCUCUUCGCAAAUUUGCACGGCCAUGAUGUACCUGGGCUCGAAAAGCAUUGUGCACAAUGCGCUUUGUGCCCGCCACGUCAUGAUAACCUCGGAUCACAAUGUGAAAUUGGCGGACUUUGGCAGCAUCUCGACACCGUCCACGCCGAACUGGUUAGCUGGGUUUCAAAGUGGCAUUAGGGCUCCGAAAAUGUUCUGAAUUGAAAGUUCAGGUCUAGCACUGUAUUUUGUCAGUUGACCAUUUUUCUGUACAACCACACGGAAAAGAACUGUAGCUCUUGGAAGUAGCUAUUGACAACUCCAACUUCAAGCACAUGCAGUACCCUUGGGAGAGGUGGUACAAAAAAGUUGUCAACUACAAAAAUAAACUACCAGAUGUGAACUUUAUUUUUGUAGUUGAGCAUUUUCUUGUACAACCACUCCCCGGGUUACUGUAGCUUGUAGAAGUUUGGCAACUAUUGUCAACUUCCAAGAGUACCUGACUUUCAAGAGCUACAGUUGUUCAGAGGAACAUCAUAGAGAAACGUGAUCAACUGACGUAAUACACUUUCAAACAUAAACUUUUCAUGUAAACAAAGUUCAGGACCAUAAACCACUCUUUCCAGCACUCCCAUCGAAAACCAACACAAAUGGUCGAGUCUGGAGCUUCUGCGCGGCGAAACAGCCACGCAGCUAUCGGAUGUCUGGUCGUUCGGAGUCGUACUUUGGGAAAUAUUCACGAUGGGCGGUCGACCGUACUACAACGUGCCCGAUAUCGGCAUCCGAGGCCUCGUGGAGAAGGGAUUCCGGCUCCAGAAGCCCGAAGGAUGCACCAUACAAGUUUAUCAGCUGAUGCGCGAAUCGUGGCUCGACAAUCCGGCCGAUCGACCACCGUUUGCCCAGAUUUCGCAGCGAAUUUCGAAUUUCGCACGACAAGACCCGAGCACUGCACCCAAAAACUUUAUUACGGUGAGUAGACUUUUUGUAAAAAUGAUUUGCACUAGAGUGGGUUCGAACCCCCAAAAUCGUCUAGAACGCGCUGGUUUUUGUGCCGAUUUCGAGUGUUCCACUCAUUUUCAGAUCUCAACGCUCUGCGACUAUUACCUCGAUGAUCCGACGCGUGACGCCGUCGCAACCUCAUCUUUGCCACGUCGACAACAAACGCAUUACGACGCGGCGGCACUGAUUUCCGAAUCCGAACGUCUUCUGGGAUACCGUUUAUAA
This is a messenger RNA of Caenorhabditis sp. 36 PRJEB53466, 3692 nucleotides long. NCBI's taxonomy places the organism in Eukaryota, Metazoa, Nematoda, Chromadorea, Rhabditida, Rhabditidae. The record is from the annotation of a GenBank genome assembly.